AUGUUACGUUAUAGACGAUUUCAUCAGCUUAGUAUAGUCACCGUAACAUUAAGUGUAACAAUUGGCUUUUUCUACAUUCUAGGUCCGAUUUUUCAAACAAAAGGUGUUACUUCUAUAUUUUAUUCGAAUUCAUAUAUUAAAGAAAGCGAAGAUGCCAAACAUCUGAAACUUUGGGAUGAUGAAAUCGAUAGUGAAGCACUAUUUAUCAGUUCUAUUACCACAAACAAUGAAAUUUCAUCAAAAAAUUUACAACAAAUUAAUCAAAUUGCAAUGUCAAACGCAAAAAUAAGUAUAUAUAUGUUUACUACAGCAGAAGUUAACGAAACUCUUAUGUCAAGUUAUAGAAUAAUUCACGAAGAUAAACUUCCAUUACACGGAUCUCGUUCAGAUAUAUGUAGAAUGACUCUCAAAUCAAUGAGGAAAUAUUUAUCAUCAAGUGGUGCCGAAACGCAUUUAUUAAUAUUCGAUAAUACAUGGUUAGAUAUGAAACGAAUUAAUUCAUUAUUUGAUUACUUUAAAUCUUCAAAUUCAUCGGUAAUUGCGGCUCAAGUGUGUCCACAAAAUGCAGCAAUUGCUCUCAGAAGAGAUUUUUCUCUAUAUUUAACAGAAAAUCACGAGAUGUGGAUGAGAGAAUGUGUUGAUGACGAGUCAUUGCAAAGUGUUUUAAUAAGACUUGCCAAUACUUAUAAUUUUAAAGUUUAUCAAACUCCAAUUUUCUUAGGAACAAAUGUUAAUAAUCCAGAAAAGAGAAAAUACUGCACCUCGCAUAAUUAUCCUCUUAAAACUGCGAUAUCUAUACAAUCCAGUUACUAUAUUCCCACUUUUCCGCAGACAGACCGAAUUUCAUUCACAAAAGAUGAUAAAUGUGAAGCAAAUAUAUGUGAAUCAAUAUAA
This is a messenger RNA of Trichomonas vaginalis G3, 894 nucleotides long. RefSeq lists its product as uncharacterized. The record is from RefSeq and is a predicted model, not a curated record. Lineage: Eukaryota; Parabasalia; Trichomonadida; Trichomonadidae. The coding region runs from base 1 to 894 and encodes 297 amino acids. The transcript has a single exon.